Molecule: messenger RNA, 1416 nt
Organism: Protopterus annectens (West African lungfish)
Lineage: Eukaryota; Metazoa; Chordata; Ceratodontiformes; Protopteridae
Gene: OSTM1
Product: osteoclastogenesis associated transmembrane protein 1
Exons: 6
Coding region: 135-1061 (308 amino acids)
Cellular component (GO): cytosol
Source: RefSeq, a predicted model, not a curated record
CUCCCUUUGUAUUAGUUGUGUUUUACAACAGAACCUCGUGACUGGUAUGAGAGGCGAAAUAGGAAGUAGUGUUAAUACCAGCCAGGUAAAUACAAAUUUGCUAGAUUGAAACGGGUAAAUAGUGUGGGGUGAGGAUGUGUAAAAAGUGUGUUAUCCCCUCAGUCUUUUUCUGGGUACUUGUAUUGUCAUUUCCAGUCGCCACCUUUUCUACAAGCUAUUAUGAAUGGGGAAUCCCGAAUGGAAACGCAGACUUGCUGAAGGCUAGUUACAAAUAUUUGUGGCCCUCUUCUUUUACCAUGAGCUUUGGUUUGUUUCGGGCAAGUGAUUUUGAGGUUUCAUCUCAUUGCCGGGAUCUGUUGGAAAAGUUUGUCAACGUUAGUCGCUCGCUUGUGGAGUGCUUACUGCUUAAUGCCAAACCAGUCAGAAUCUGUCAGAAUUGCUACAUGGAUUACCAAGCUAUGAACGUUGUAUUCGGUAAUUUAACUGGCAACCAGACAGUACCUGCGAACCUGAGUUGUGAUAAGUCUCUCUUGCAUUCUGAUCGUUUGCAGAUUGUCCCUUGGAUUCAGAGUUCCUUACAGGACUUAUGGACAAAGUCACUCUGUGACAAUUGUUUGACAGACGAAAAACUGGAAAAAGAACUAAAGAACGAGACAAUUGAGUUCAUAGAUUUUCUGAAUGAUACUUGGAGUUGCUUUGAUCAAAAUGUGAAGAACCAAGGAAAUAUUGCAGUGCAGUCUGGGAACCAAACCGUAUGUGACAACUGUAAAGACCUGUACAGAAACCUAAGUAAACUGUAUGAUAAAAUAGGAAAAAAGUGCAUUGAUAUCGAAGAUGGGAUGAAUAUAACUAAACGGCUUUGGAGCUCUGAUUUCAAUUGUACUGUCCACACUAAAGAUACAGUGCCGGUAAUUGCAAUAACUGCAUUCCUUCUGUUCCUGCCCAUUGUCUUCUAUCUCAGUAGCUUCCUCCACUCCGAGCAAAAGAAAAGGAAGCUUAUACAGCCCAAGCGUCUAAAAUCAAGCAGUAGCUUGGGCAUCCUCCAGGACAAUCACAGCUGAACAGCGGGACAUGUGAAACUUUAAGCAACAGUUGAGACUUUAUGAACAGGUGUGGAAGACAUUAAGAUACUCCAGCUUAGUGUUUUGGUGCAAGAAAUUCAGAAAAUUACCAUGUUGGGUAGAAAAGGUCAAGCCCUUAGGACUGUACAGUUUUGUUGUAAAACAUUCUGUUAUCAGUUGCAUCACGCUUGGGAAAUUGGUUUUGUCUGCAAAGAAAAUCUGUUCUGUUGUAUACACUGAAGAGUGUUAUUUUAUUUACAGAGUUGCAGGAUGCACAUGCAUUUAUUUUAAAGUGAACAAAAUUUAUUACUAAGAAUUUGAUGCAUUUUUAUUUAAAUAAACCUUUGAAUAUGUA